UCUCGAAUUUAGUUUGUCGCGCCAUAUUCUAACGAUCGGUCGGGUUCGGUCCCCAAUAAAUCAUCUGCAAAACUAUAAUCGCUUGAGGUCAAUCCUUUAAGUUUAAAAUCCCUUUAAGACGGAUAUCCUUGCGGCAACAAACGCUAAAACAGCACGCAAUUGUUUCGAGAGCAAAAAAGCCAACAGGUUGUGGCUUAAAAUGCCGCGAUCAAGUUAGAAAUCCCCUUUUGGAAGUACUCUUAAAUUGAAUUAUAAAGGAUCGUACACAAUGAGACCCAAAAAGGAAUUUCACCUGCUGCUACUGGCCUUAGUGGUCACUCUAAGUCUCAGUAAAAUAAAUGGUCAAACCACCUGCAAAAAUGGCUUAGGCCGAGUGCUCUACGAGAGAUUGCCCAACCAGCAACUGCAGGGCUACGAUGACGAUGUGGUGCGGGAUACGGCGCCACCAUUCCGGGUGCUGGAAAAGUGCCAGGACUUGUGUUUGCGAGAUCGCUCUGGUUCCAACAACCUGGUGCGCACCUGCACCAGUUUUGACUUCCAGCCUGGAAGUCGAAUAACCUCUUUUGGUGGCAAUUCAGAGUACGAAGAAUCCCUGUGCUAUUUGACCUCCGAACAGGCUGGACCCGAGGGCAUUGGAAGCCUUAUGCUGGUGCCCAAUAGUGUGCACUUCAACGAGAUCUGCUUGACCUCAAGUCGCCCGGAAAGGGAGUGCCCGAGUAGAAGGUAUGUCUUCGAGAGGCAUCCCCGCAAGAAACUGAAACUGCCCAUAAGUGACAUCAAGGAGAUAACGGCUGCGAAUCGGUCGGAUUGCGAGGACAAGUGCCUGAAUGAGUUCUCCUUUGUGUGUCGAUCGGCCAACUUUGAUUCCACCAUGCGAUCCUGUACACUGAGCAGAUUCACCCGACGCACUCAUCCGGAACUGAUGGAAGACGAUCCCAACUCCGAUUAUCUGGAGAACACCUGUCUAAAUGCUGAGAGGCGAUGCGAUGGACUGGCCGUUUUCGUCAAGGAGGAGAACAAACGCCUGGGUGGCCCCUUCGAAGUGGACAUCUUCAACAACAUGACGCUGGAGGAGUGCCAGACCAUGUGCCUGCGGGCCGAGAAAUAUUUCUGCCGAUCCGUGGAGUUUGACGACCAGAGCAAACAGUGCAUCCUCUCGGAGGAGGACUCCAUCUCGCAGAAGGAUGACAUUAGCAUCAGUUCCAGUCCCACUCACCAUUUCUAUGAUCUGGUGUGCCUCGAUAAUCAACGAGCCAACGAUUAUCCAGAUAACUCAGUCACCUCGCACCUCUUCUCCAGCGGCCGGCGGCCAGAUACGGCAUUCCAGCGGUACCGCAACUCCAGGCUGGGCGGCGAGUUUCACUCCGAGAUCACGGGCCGUUCGCUGAGCGAGUGCCUCGACGAGUGUCUUCGCCAGACGAGCUUCCAGUGCAGGUCUGCUGUGUACAGCGAUCGUUUUCGUACUUGUCGCCUGAGUCGGUACAAUCAAAAGGACGGCAUGCGCAUUAUAUACGACGCUGAUUAUGAUUACUACGAGAAUCUAAUGUUGAAUGUGGUGGGCGGAGGGUCCGAUGGCGAUCACAGUGGCAGCAGCGAUGGCAAGCGACCCGGGGAUCAGUCGGGCAGCAACUGGAGACAGCCUAAUAAGCACGACGAUCGCUAUGGGUCAAGUGGUUCGACUGGCGGCGGAGUUGGAGGUGGAUCGCAUGGUGGGACGGGCUCUGGCGGCUCAAGAUUGCCGCCGGGCGAGGGCGUCGACUAUAACAGGCCAUACGAUCGUUAUCCGGACUUUGGGGGCAAUGAAUAUGAUCGCAAUCCUUAUGGCGGCGCUGGCGCCGAUCGCGAUAGAGAUCGCUAUCCACCCGAUCGUUAUGGCUCCCGAUAUCCAGCCGGAGGAGAUCAAAUGGGCUAUGGCCGACCCUACGAUCGCUUCCCCGAUGACUAUGAUCGGUACCCAGCUGGUGCGGGUGUUAAUGGCGAUAGAGACCGCGAUCGGGAAAGGGAUAGAGAUCGCUAUCCAGGAGCCGGCGAAAGGGAUCGAGAUCGUUAUCCAGGGAUCGCUGGAGACAGAGACAGAGAGCGUUAUCCAGGCGCCGGCGACAGGGAUCGUUAUCCGGGCGAUAGGGAUAGAGAUCGCUAUCCAGCUGACCCUUAUCCGCCGGAGCGUUAUGCGGAUAGGUAUGGCGAUCGUCGUUAUACGGACAGGGAAAGGGAUCGCGAUCGUGACCGGUUGCCACCCUAUCGACCACUGCCCUAUCCCGGAAUCAAUGACAACAGCCUGCCCAGUGAUCUACCGCACACACGACCCUAUCCCACCGAUGAUGAUGCUCCCUUCCGGCCAUAUGGUUAUGGAGGAGGUCGUUAUGGUGACAACAGAUACGACAGUCGCUAUCCCCCGCGUUUUCCACCUGGUCGCGAACGGGAUCCCGUGGGCGGCUACACGGGCAGAGAUGCACCGGACAGCAUUUUCCCGGACAGGCGGUACAGACCUUCGUCCAUGGACGGCGCCCGGUAUCCCUAUUUGCCAGACUCACGAGGGCCACCUGGCAGAUACGAUGACAUAGUGCACAGUGCGAGGAGACCAGAACCGGACUCGGCCAAGCGCUAUCCACCAGCACCCAUUGCUCCGACGGGCAGUGCCAGCAAGUAUGCCUCCACUCCGAACCGGUUCCCGGUAGGUAGCGAUCGUUAUCCCAUUGACAUCUACAAAUACGGCAAUCGCCCGAGACCCGAUGAUCUUGGUCGGAGACCUGGUCUGGAACGUCCGCCACCACCUUUCUAUGACUAUGACUACGAGGAGCGGUAUGGCGAUAGAUAUGGACCCUAUGACAGGGAGUACGAUGGUCCACCGGGCAGGAGACCUCCCAGUGGUGGUCUGUACGGACGCUACGACACUCCUUUUAAUCGUCCCUAUGCCGGCAAUGGUCUAGAUGAUCGUCCACUUCCACUGCCUGGAUUGGGUCUCUCCCAUCCACCCACUCCCUACGGAGGAGGAGGAGGAGGAGGCGGUGGAGGUCAUGUGGGCAUAGGAAUAGGUGUGAACUCGGGUCCACCACGACCGCCCAUCACCCGUUGCGAGGAGAGUGACAAUUUCAAGCAGAUAGCCGCCCGGCACAAGAUGCGCCGCCACUUUGUGCGACGAGCUCUGACCGUUCCCAGUCUGAUUCAGUGCGAGCGGGAGUGCAUCGAGAGUCGGGACUUUGUGUGCCGCAGCUUCAACUACCGAGACUCGGCCGCCUCCAGCUACGAGGAUAGAGAUAGAGAUAGGGAUCGCGAUCGGGAGUCGCCAAACUGCGAACUGAGCGACAGAGAUUCGCGGGAGCUGGACAUCCACGAUCCGGGCACCUUCGACGCCUCCAACUAUGACUUCUACGAGCGCAGCAUCGGACGCAGCGAUGGCGAGUGCAUGGACGUCACGCAAACGUGUAACGAGGAGGGCAUGGAGUUUACCAUUCGCACGCCGGAGGGAUUUUUGGGUCGGAUAUACACCUAUGGAUUCUACGAUCGCUGCUUCUUCCGCGGAAAUGGCGGUACGGUCAAUGUACUUCGGCUCAGUGGUCCGCAGGGAUAUCCAGACUGUGGCACCCAGCGGUAUGGUGACACCCUAACUAAUAUAGUGGUGGUUCAGUUCUCGGACAAUGUGCAGACCAGCAGGGACAAGCGCUACAAUCUGACCUGCAUUUUCCGUGGUCCUGGAGAGGCGGUGGUUAGCUCUGGUUACAUAGGAGCUGGAUCUGGUAGUCCCAUUCCCAUUGAGUAUCUGCCAGCGGAGAAUACUCUGAGUUCCAAGGUGCGCUUGAGUAUUUUGUACCAGGGCAGACCCACUACCACGAUUGCCGUGGGUGAUCCUCUGACCUUCCGAUUGGAGGCUCAAGAUGGCUAUAACCAUGUGACGGACAUCUUUGCCACAAAUGUGGUGGCCAGAGAUCCCUAUUCCGGACGCAGUAUCCAGUUGAUAGACCGCUUUGGCUGUCCGGUGGAUCCAUUUGUGUUCCCCGAACUGGACAAAUUGCGGGAUGGCGACACUUUGGAAGCUCGCUUUAAUGCCUUCAAGAUACCCGAAUCGAAUUUCCUGGUCUUUGAGGCCACGGUGCGCUCUUGCCGCGAAGGAUGCCAGCCGGCCUAUUGUCCUGGACCAGCGGGUCGUCAGGAGCCCUCCUUUGGCCGCCGACGAAGGUCCCUGAACACCACCGAAGAACCCGAACCGGAGGCACUGGCUCUGGGGGGCAGCAGCCAACUGGAGGCAUCCACUGUGGAUGAAGUCACCGUGGUAAACAGCACCACAGUAUCUGCUACUUUGGGACAGGCUCCUGUGAAUGAGACCCAAACGGGUGACAAAACCAAGGAGACUGAGGAACCAGAGCAAGUGCGGGAAAUGAUUGAGGUCUUUGAAACCCGUGAGGAAAUCGAGAAGGAAUCGUAUCCCCGCAAAUUGGUGGCUCCGGUGGAAACGGUGUGCAUGACUCCGGCUGAGUACCAUGGCCUAAUCACAGCCAUCAUCCUGCUAAUGAUCCUGUUGUUUAGUAUUACAAUGGUGGCAGGUCUAGGAUACAGACGCUACUGGAAAUCCAUCUCCAAGAAUCGACUGGUGGACCGGCACUCGCCAAUCCAUUCGCUGGGACACUCCCAUUCGUCCAUACGCACCCAUGAGCGAUUUACGGAGAUUGGACAUAUGCCCAACAUGAAUGGAGGAGGUGGAGGAACAGGAGGAACUGGGGGCGGAGCCAAUCAGAGCGCAUCGAAUCGAGCCUCAAACGCUUUUCGCACCAACAUGUCCAUGUUCGGCGGCUCAUUACACAAGACGUUUGCCACGGGCAACUUGGCGCGCAUGUGCCAGCUGCCAGUGAUAAAUCCCAUGCGCAGUAACAAUCAGAGUGGACCCCAUCAAUUCGAGGAUCCCAGCGAGCCCAUCUACACGGAUCCCUCGCUCUUCGAGCGUUCCAGAUCGCUGCGAAGUCUGACCAUGGUGGCCGAGUCCGAGGACAAUCAGGAGGUCUGAGAUCCAAACUCCUGUGAUUAGUUGUAAAUAAGCUAAAGGUUCUAAACUGCAGUUAAUCAAAGACAAUCUGAGAAAUAUCAAGACGCUAGCUAAAUGCGUGGGACCCUCGAGUAAUCGGUGCGGGUCCAUCAAGUAUAGCCUAAGAACUGCACCACUGACCAGUAUCCCAAUAUUAUGAUCUUAUGCUAUUUAACAUAGUCUAUCUAAGCUUAACAACAGAAAACACAACAAUUAUUCUCUAUACCAGCUAAGAAAUGAAAUGCAAUAAAGCCUAAACUUAUCCAUA
Drosophila elegans is the source of this 5285-nucleotide messenger RNA. RefSeq lists its product as uncharacterized. Bases 269 to 4999 code for a protein of 1576 amino acids. The record is from RefSeq and is a predicted model, not a curated record. The transcript has 20 exons. NCBI's taxonomy places the organism in Eukaryota, Metazoa, Arthropoda, Insecta, Diptera, Drosophilidae.